UGGUUUUCAGUGUAUGCAUAAAAGAUUGUCUUGGUUAUUGCAGAGUAGCACAGGACCACAACACCUUCCACUUCCACAAUCCACCCCCUAUUAUUCCAUUCCAUGCCUUCUUCUCACGCCAAAAAGCCUUAUAAGCCCCACUUCACACUCUGUCUAAUAGCCUCUUCCUUUUACCCAUCAAAACUCUGCUUUCUCUGUUCAUGGAUUUGCUUUUCUUGGAGUAAUAAUUGUUAUCUUGUUCAGGAGAAAGAUAAUAAUAUUAACUGCAGUUUGUAUCCAAUGGAGGAAAGUAGAAUUCUUCUAGAAUUGAAGCUCAUUGUGAACUUUCUAUGCAUAGAAGCAGUUUCCUUUCUCUCUGUUGUUUCUUCAGAUCCUCUGUUUUCAUGCAUUGUCACCUUUUACACCUUGAUUCUCCUAUAUUUGCCUAGUUUCUUAUGGAGAAUUGCUUUCUCACCCGUGCUGGUUCUCACUGGAAUUCUCUUGGUUCUCAUACUCCGUCUUGGUGCAAUUCAGAGAUCUGAAGAUGAAGAAAAGGAAAAAAAAUCCAUCGCCAACAAAGAAAACAGGGGGAGCAGAGAAGAGAAACAGGGGAAGCCCGUUGAACAGAUGGAAGACAAUUCUCUGGACCAUUUUCACCACCAUUCGGAAGUAGAGUUCGAAUCUGAAAUGGGUUUUGAAUCAAAUUCGUUUUUUGAUGAGUCUUUCGUUGAAUGGGACGUGAAAGCGCCAUUGAAGGUUAUAUACGAAGAUGAAGAAGAAGAAGAAGCAGAGGAGGAGGGUCACAGUCAGCAACAAAGCGUGGGGAUUCUGAGGAACUCUUCGUUGUCACGUUACUACCCUGAAUCUGACUCUGAUAGCUCGUCGGAGGAGGAUGAUUUGCCGGCGGCGAUGGAGAAGUGGGACUCGCCGGAGAACAUGUGCUUCAGGUGGGAUGAGGAAGACGACAAAGAAGGGUUGAUUGAGAUUGCUCUUGAUGGUUGUAAGAUGAUGAGGGCGUUGGAGUUUCACUUUGAGGAAGAGAAUUUGAUAGAGAUUGAUAUUUCUCCGACGAGGCGCAGAGAGGUUUCCGGCGAGGAGGAGUUGUUUACCGGUGAGAUUAGUUGCAACUAAUGAGAGGUUUAAUAAAGAUUAGGGAUGGAUUAUUAUGCGAUUUGUUUUUGGGAUAAGUGAGUCGUAUUUUAGUGAUUUUGGAAUUAUAUUUUUGGGCUUUGGAGUUUGGUCGGCUAUGACUAUUGUAUAGAUGUGCCUCAGUGCCUGUACCAAGUAGGUGCAAUUAAUUACGUCAAGAAAAGUAAGUAUGUCGACCAAAAAAAAAAGUAAGUACAAUUAAUCCCAAGUAUUCAAAUGUGUCAAUAAAUUGAGUAGUAGUAGAAUAAGUUUAUCUUCAUCUACAUCAUGAUAACUCAAGUGGUAAGAGUUAUGAGACAUAUGAAUUGAGGUGAAGAAGUUCAAGACUCAAUCAUUGGAGGGUGUAAUUUACAUUUCUGAUGUUAAAAAAAAAGAAUAAGUAUAUCUUUACA
Molecule: messenger RNA, 1520 nt
Organism: Lotus japonicus
Lineage: Eukaryota; Viridiplantae; Streptophyta; Magnoliopsida; Fabales; Fabaceae
Exons: 1
Coding region: 103-1110 (335 amino acids)
Source: RefSeq, a predicted model, not a curated record